AGGCAUUCUUCAGAUCAAAACUAAUUGCAGAGUUUCCGGUUGACCAGCAUUCAUAGGAAUGAAGACAAAGUCAGAGAUGGUGUAUCUGAGAAACUUCAAAAGGUGUAGACCUCCCGAUUGAAGCAUAACUGAUUUGAUUCAUUUUUAUUUAUAAUAUUUCUCCUCUCUACAAGGGAGUCAUGAUUACACUAACAGAGUUAAAAUGCUUAGCGGAUGCCCAGUCAUCCUACCACAUACUGAAGCCGUGGUGGGACGUCUUCUGGUAUUACAUCACCCUCAUCAUGCUGCUGGUGGCCGUGCUGGCUGGAGCCCUGCAGCUCACCCAGAGCAGGGUCCUGUGCUGUCUUCCCUGCAAGGUGGAAUUCAACAAUCAGUGCACCGUGCCUUUGGACCUCCUGAAAGCCAGCGAGAACGCGUCUUCUAACUCGGGCCUGCCAUUCCCACUGCCGCUCCGCAUCCAGAACGACCUGCACCGGCAGCAGUACUCCUACAUUGACGCUGUCUGCUACGAGAAACAGCUCCAUUGGUUCGCCAAGUUUUUCCCCUAUUUGGUGCUUCUGCACACCCUCAUCUUCGCAGCCUGCAGCAACUUCUGGCUUCACUACCCCAGUACCAGCUCCAGGCUGGAGCACUUUGUGUCCAUCCUCCACAAGUGCUUCGAUUCUCCGUGGACCACGCGCGCCCUGUCAGAAACAGUGGCCGAACAGUCAGUGAGGCCCCUGAAACUCUCCAAGUCCAAAACCUUGCUCUCAACCUCAGGGGGAUCUGCUGACAUUGACGCCAGCAAGCAGUCAUUGCCCUACCCACAACCAGGCUUGGAGUCACCUGGCAUAGAAAGCCCAACUUCUAGUGUCCUGGACAAGAAGGAGGGUGAACAAGCCAAAGCCAUCUUUGAAAAAGUGAAGAGGUUUCGCCUGCAUGUGGAGCAGAGGGACAUCAUUUACCGGGUGUACCUGAAACAGAUAAUUGUCAAAGUCAUCCUGUUUGUCCUUAUUAUAACCUAUGUCCCAUACUUUCUCAGCUACAUAACUCUAGAAAUCGACUGUUCAAUCGAUGUGCAGGCAUUUACAGGCUAUAAGCGCUACCAGUGUGUCUACUCCUUGGCAGAAAUCUUUAAGGUCCUGGCUUCAUUUUAUGUCAUUCUGGUGAUGCUUUAUGGUCUCACGUCGACCUACAGCUUGUGGUGGAUGCUGAGGAGUUCCUUGAAGCAGUACUCCUUUGAGGCCCUCAGAGAGAAAAGCAACUACAGCGAUAUCCCCGAUGUCAAGAACGACUUUGCCUUCAUCCUCCAUCUGGCCGACCAGUACGAUCCCCUGUACUCCAAGCGCUUCUCCAUCUUCCUGUCGGAGGUCAGCGAGAACAAACUGAAACAGAUCAACCUCAACAACGAGUGGACCGUGGAGAGACUGAAAAGCAAGCUUGUGAAAAACUCCCAGGACAAGGUCGAGCUGCAUCUGUUCAUGCUCAGUGGUCUUCCAGAUAACGUCUUUGAGUUGACAGAGAUGGAAGUGCUGAGCCUGGAGCUCAUCCCCGAGGUCAAGCUGCCAGCUGCCGUCUCUCAGCUCAUCAACCUCAGGGAGCUCCAUGUAUACCAUUCGUCCCUGGUGGUCGAUCACCCAGCCCUGGCCUUUCUAGAGGAGAACUUAAGAAUCCUCCGCCUGAAAUUUACUGAGAUGGGGAAGAUCCCACGCUGGGUGUUCCACCUGAAGAACCUCAAGGAACUGUACCUGUCGGGCUGCGUCCUCCCGGAGCAGCUGACUACUAUGCACCUGGAGGGCUUCCAGGACUUGAAGAACCUGAGGACCCUCUACUUGAAGAGCAGCCUGUCCCGGAUCCCUCAGGUGGUGACAGACCUGCUGCCCUCCCUGCAGAAGCUGUCUCUUGACAAUGAGGGAAGCAAACUGGUUGUGUUGAACAACCUGAAGAAGAUGGUCAACCUGAAAAGCCUGGAGCUCCUCAGCUGCGACCUGGAGCGCAUCCCCCACUCCAUUUUCAGCCUCAACAACCUGCAUGAGCUGGACCUGAAGGAGAACAACCUCAAGACAGUAGAGGAGAUCAUCAGCUUCCAGCACCUCCCGAGCCUCUCUUGCCUGAAGCUCUGGCACAAUAACAUCGCUUACAUCCCCGCGCAGAUCGGAGCGCUGUCUAACCUGGAGCAGCUCUUCCUGGGUCACAACAACAUCGAGAGUCUGCCCUUGCAACUUUUUCUAUGCACCAAACUACACUACUUGGAUCUAAGCUUUAACCAUCUGACCUUCAUUCCAGAGGAAAUCCAGUACCUGACCAAUCUGCAGUACUUUGCUGUGACCAACAAUAACAUCGAGAUGCUACCAGAUGGGCUGUUCCAGUGCAAGAAGCUUCAGUGUCUACUCUUGGGAAGGAAUAGCCUAACAGAUUUGUCCCCUCUGGUGGGGGAGCUUUCAAACCUCACCCACCUGGAACUCAUUGGUAACUACCUGGAGACACUGCCUGUGGAGCUGGAAGGCUGUCAGUCCCUGAAACGGAGCUGUCUGAUUGUCGAGGACAGUUUGCUCAAUUCUCUUCCACUUCCUGUGACAGAACGUUUGCAGACUUGCUUAGACAAAUGUUAACCUAACGAUCAGACUUGAGGCGAAAGCGGUUCUAAAGCAAGGCCCCAGGAAAGAAGAAUGAACUUUCCUAUGUUAUAAAGAUGAGAGAUGGUCUUGUUUAUGAUUAUGAAACACCAUAACCAAAAAUCUUACCAAAUAACCCAGUGUCUGAAUCAAGCAGUAAAAAGAUAUCAACACCGGAGUUUUGUGAAUAAUUGUUGUUUAAAUUAUUGAGGUGUAAAAAGUGUACAUUGAAAGUGGAUUGAGAGGCAUGCUGUCAUGGAAACCUUAUCUUUCAAGUCUUAUCUUCAGGACUCCAUUCCCCCCCCCUCAACUCAUUACAUAUUUGCAUACAUGUUUUCAUAUGACCUUGUAAUCUGAUAUUUAACUCCAUGAAGACUCAUCAGUAUAAAUCUCCUCAAUGUAUGCUUACCACUGGCUUAGAUUUAUGUUUUGUUUUUUAAGCAGCAUGUAUCACAGUGGGCAGAAUUCCAUCUUGGCUGACUUCUCUGCUCCUUUCUCUUUUUGCUGGAAUCUUCAUCUGGGUUUCUCUUAUAGUCCUGGGAUAGACCUACAUUUGGCAUUUGCCUAGAACAGGAGCCAGGGUUUCUAGGACAUGUGAUCUGCUGAGCAUCCUAAAAAUUAAUGCAUUCUCAAAAUUUCUUCUUGUCUAUCAUCAAAGCCUUUUUUAAAUAUGUUAAGAAUUUUUAUAUGAAAUAUAAAAUAUUUUUUACUGUAUGAUCUCAGAUGCUAUAUCUGUGAGAACGUGGUUUUGUAAGCAGUGAACAUGUGCAUCUCUGUAAGAAUUUUAAUGAUUCUUGGUUUGGGCUGACUAUGAUUCUCCUGUUUGUAUGCAUUCUGCUCCAAAAACUUUUGUACUCUUGCAAUUAAUUACUGCAACCAAUUUGUAUGACAAAAAGCCUUGUGUUUUUGCUCCCUAAUGUCUUUGAGGGUUUUCUCAUGAGAGGACAGGAGGGCUGCUGAAUCACCUACCUCUCCUUGCUGUUGUCUAAGAGUACGGGUACAACCCCUCAAUUACUUAAAAUCUGGGACCAAGAGGAGAGGGCAAGAUCUAGAUUGGAAAAUUGAUUAGAAAUUUAGUAAACAUUAAAUAAGAUGUAGGUUUUUCCCCAAUCUGCAUGAUCUCUCGAUAUGAUGGAAGCUGUCUAUUCAGAACCUAACUGAGCCCAGUAAACUAACAUCCAUCUCACAGCCUGCCUUGUGACCCCUGGGAUAUGUCAUGCUCCCUUUGACAGAGAGCUUUGUGUUUGCCCUUUGUUAUGCGUAUUGCUGAAUAAAUAAAAUGGACUGGCUCACACUGG
Molecule: messenger RNA, 3892 nt
Organism: Grammomys surdaster
Lineage: Eukaryota; Metazoa; Chordata; Mammalia; Rodentia; Muridae
Gene: Lrrc8b
Product: leucine rich repeat containing 8 VRAC subunit B
Exons: 4
Coding region: 180-2591 (803 amino acids)
Molecular function (GO): protein binding
Source: RefSeq, a predicted model, not a curated record